Molecule: messenger RNA, 495 nt
Organism: Peronospora belbahrii
Lineage: Eukaryota; Oomycota; Peronosporomycetes; Peronosporales; Peronosporaceae
Source: the annotation of a GenBank genome assembly
AUGACGUUCCAGUUUCCCGUUGCGAGUGGUAAAACAAAGCAAAUACAGGUAUUUGAGUGUCCUACAGAGACAUGGAAAGAGCGUAAACGUUAUGGUCCAAAGAACAAGAAAAAAGAGAAUGAAGUAGAGCUGACGUUACGACAAGAGAUUCGAAAAGAAUUUGAUGACACGUUCGACUCGGUAUUGGAGUUUACUACUUUGAAUCUAAAAGGGAAAGAAAAGAAGAUGAAUGAAGCCAAGAAGAUUGAGGCACUGGGUGGAAAAGCUGCUGCCAAUCGUAAAAUACCGUAUAAAAUACUGAUUGGCAUGAAGACAAAGGGUGUGGCUCGAAAACAGCGACGUGAGGACUUGAUGAAAGAAUCUGACAUGGUGACGGGGAAGCGGAGAUUGAGUCAUAAGUCAAGAGAUCAGCAAAAGAAGAAGAAGACUGAUUACGGCUUGCAGGCUACUAGAGGACGGUUCAAACGCGGCGUGUUGGAUGUGCGUAGUUUGUAA